Messenger RNA from Mirounga angustirostris (Northern elephant seal), 5589 nucleotides. It is a transcript of the gene IFT172, whose product is annotated as intraflagellar transport 172. Lineage: Eukaryota; Metazoa; Chordata; Mammalia; Carnivora; Phocidae. Gene Ontology annotation, cellular component: axoneme; ciliary basal body; intraciliary transport particle B. Bases 162 to 5531 code for a protein of 1789 amino acids. The record is from RefSeq and is a predicted model, not a curated record. Gene Ontology annotation, molecular function: protein binding. Gene Ontology annotation, biological process: intraciliary transport. The transcript is spliced from 47 exons.
UCCUGUUUGCUUCGCAGCGAAGCUACGUGAUGACCUUGCGGAGUGUGUUGCGCUCUGGUCGCGUCUGCGUCAGCGGCAGUCGCUGCAGCUGCGUGGCGCGUUGUCCAGGUAACCACGGGAGUUGUCGCUGACUGGUGGCAUCUGAGAGACGGGUGUUCGUCAUGCAGUUGAAGCACCUGAGAACCCUGCUGAGCCCUCAGGAUGGAGCUGCAAAGGUGACCUGCAUGGCUUGGUCCCAGAACAAUGCCAAAUUUGCUGUCUGCACAGUGGACCGAGUGGUGUUGCUAUACGAUGAGCAUGGGGAGCGGAGAGAUAAAUUCUCCACCAAACCAGCUGACAUGAAGUAUGGCAGGAAGAGCUAUAUGGUGAAAGGCAUGGCUUUUUCUCCUGAUUCCACUAAAAUUGCCAUAGGACAGACCGACAACAUCAUCUAUGUGUACAAGAUUGGAGAAGAUUGGGGUGACAAGAAAGUCAUCUGUAACAAAUUCAUCCAGACGAGUGCUGUCACGUGUCUGCAGUGGCCAGCAGAGUACAUCAUUGUCUUUGGACUGGCUGAAGGGAAGGUUCGUUUAGCAAACACUAAAACUAAUAAAUCAUCUACCAUCUAUGGGACAGACUCUUAUGUGGUAUCACUGACGACAAAUUGCUCUGGAAAAGGAAUUCUCUCUGGUCAUGCAGAUGGUACCAUUGUUAGGUAUUUCUUUGAUGAUGAAGGCUCUGGAGAGUCACAGGGGAAGUUGGUUAACCACCCAUGCCCACCCUAUGCCUUGGCUUGGGCAACCAACAGCAUUGUGGCUGCAGGCUGUGAUCGGAGAAUUGUGGCCUAUGGAAAGGAAGGCCAUGUGCUACAAACUUUUGAUUACAGCCGUAACCCUCAGGAGCGGGAGUUCACCACAGCUGCCGCAAGUCCUGGGGGCCAGUCUGUUGUGUUGGGAAGUUAUGACAGACUUAGGGUGCUCAACUGGAGCCCUCGAAGAAGCAUCUGGGAAGAGGCAAAGCCCAAGGAGAUUGCCAACUUAUACACCGUCACUGCCUUGGCCUGGAAACGGGACGGCUCACGACUCUGUGCGGGCACACUCUGUGGUGGAGUGGAACAGUUUGACUGCUGCCUCCGGAGGAGCAUUUACAAGAAUAAGUUUGAGUUGACAUAUGUGGGACCUAGCCAGGUGAUUGUGAAGAACCUGUCAUCGGGGACCCGAGUGGUACUCAAGUCACACUAUGGCUAUGAAGUGGAAGAGGUGAAAAUCCUGGGAAAGGAACGUUACCUGGUGGCCCACACAUCAGACACGCUGCUGCUGGGGGACCUGAACACUAAUCGCCUUAGUGAGGUAGCUUGGCAGGGAUCUGGUGGCAAUGAGAAGUAUUUCUUUGAAAAUGAAAAUGUGUGCAUGAUCUUCAAUGCUGGAGAGCUAACCCUGGUGGAAUAUGGGAGUAAUGAUACCCUGGGUUCUGUACGUACUGAAUUCAUGAACCCCCACCUCAUCAGUGUCCGUAUUAAUGAGAGGCGUCAACGAGGAAUGGAAGACAAUAAGAAAUUGGCUUAUCUUGUUGAUAUUAAGACUAUUGCUAUAGUGGAUCUGAUUGGUGGCUACAACAUUGGCACCAUCAGCCACGAGAGCCGUGUGGAUUGGCUGGAACUUAAUGAAACUGGGCAUAAGCUUCUAUUCAGGGACCGGAAACUUCGUUUACAUCUAUACGAUAUUGAAAGCUGCGCUAAGACAAUGAUCCUCAACUUCUGCUCCUACGUGCAGUGGGUUCCAGGAAGUGAUGUGCUGGUAGCUCAGAACCGAAACAGCUUGUGUGUGUGGUACAACAUUGAGGCACCUGAGAGGGUCACCACGUCCUCUAUUAGGGGCGAUGUGGUAGGUCUGGAGCGGGGCGGGGGGAAGACCGAGGUGAUGGUGACCGAAGGUGUGACUACGGUUGCCUACACGCUGGACGAGGGCCUGAUCGAGUUUGGAACAGCCAUUGAUGACGGCAACUACAGCCGGGCCACAGCCUUCUUGGAGACUCUGGAAAUGACCCCAGAAACAGAGGCAAUGUGGAAAACCUUGAGCAGACUGGCGCUCGAGGCACGGCAGCUGCACAUCGCCGAGAGGUGCUUUUCUGCUUUGGGCCAUGUAGCAAAAGCUCGAUUCCUGCAUGAAACCAAUGAGAUUGCAGAUCAAGUGUCUCGGGAAUAUGGUGGAGAAGGAACAGACUUUUACCAGGUCCGAGCACGCCUAGCCAUGCUGGAGAAGAACUACAAGCUGGCUGAAAUGAUCUUCUUGGAACAGAAUGCCGUUGAGGAGGCCAUGGACAUGUACCAAGAGCUGCACCGUUGGGAUGAGUGUAUCGCAGUGGCUCAGGCCAAGGGGCACCCGGCCCUGGAGAAGCUGCGCCGGGGUUACUACCAGUGGCUGAUGGACACACAGCAAGAGGAGCGAGCCGGUGAACUACAGGAGAGCCAGGGGGAUGGCCUAGCAGCCAUCAGCCUCUACCUCAAAGCUGGGCUCCCUGCCAAAGCUGCUCGACUGGUGCUGGCCCGGGAAGAACUGCUGGCUGACACCGAGCUGGUAGAACACAUCACUGCAGCCCUUAUCAAGGGGGAGCUGUAUGAAAGGGCAGGUGAUCUCUUUGAGAAGAUUCGAAACCCACAGCGGGCCCUGGAGUGCUACUGUAAAGGCAGCGCGUUCAUGAAAGCGGUGGAGCUGGCUCGACUGGCAUUCCCAGUGGAAGUGGUGAGACUGGAAGAGGCGUGGGGGGAUCAUCUGGUGCAGCAGAAGCAGCUCGAUGCAGCCAUUAAUCACUACAUUGAAGCCAGGUGCUCCAUUAAGGCGGUGGACGCUGCCCUGGGCGCCCGUCAGUGGAAGAAAGCCAUUUAUAUAUUAGAUCUCCAGGACCAGAGCACUGCAUCCAAAUACUACCCCCGCGUGGCCCAGCACUAUGCAGCUCUGCAGGAGUAUGAGAUUGCUGAGGAGCUCUACAUUAAGGGAGACCGCACAAAAGAUGCAAUAGACAUGUAUACUCAGGCUGGCCGCUGGGAGCAAGCCCACAAGCUGGCCACGAAGUGCAUGAGGCCAGAAGACGUGUCGGUGCUGUACGUCACCCAGGCUCAGGAGCUGGAGAAGCAGGGCAAGUACCGUGAGGCGGAAAGGCUCUAUGUGACAGUGGAAGAGCCUGAUCUUGCCAUCACCAUGUUCAAAAAGCACAAGCUGUAUGAUGAUAUGAUCCGCCUGGUAGGGAAGCACCACCCAGAUCUCCUCAGUGACACACAUCUGCACCUGGGCAAGGAGCUGGAGGCUGAAGGCCGACUGCAGGAGGCUGAGUAUCACUACCUCGAGGCUCAGGAGUGGAAGGCGACGGUGAACAUGUACCGGUCCAAUGGGCUUUGGGAGGAGGCCUACCGGGUGGCCAAGGCUCACGGGGGAACUACUGCCCACAAACACGUGGCCUAUCUGUGGGCAAAGAGCCUGGGAGGAGAGUCUGCAGUUAGACUGCUUAAUAAGCUGGGACUCCUGGAAGCUGCCAUUGACCACGCCGCUGACAACUGCUCAUUUGAAUUUGCUUUUGAACUCUCUCGGCUGGCCCUCAAGCACAAAACCCCUGAGAUACAUCUCCGAUACGCUAUGUACCUGGAGGAUGAGGGUAAAUUUGAAGGGGCUGAAGCUGAAUUCAUCAGGGCUGGUAAACCCAAGGAAGCAGUCCUCAUGUUUGUCCAUAACCAGGACUGGGAGGCAGCUCAGCGUGUGGCCGAGGCCCACGAUCCUGACAGCGUCGCCGAGGUGCUUAUGGGGCAGGCCCGGGAGGCCUUGGAGGAGAAGGACUUUCAGAAAGCAGAAGGACUGCUACUUCGGGCCCAGAGACCGGGCCUGGCCCUCAGUUAUUAUAAGGAGGCUGGACUGUGGAGUGAUGCCCUGCGGAUCUGCAAGGACUACAUGCCGGGCCAGCUGGAGGCUCUGCAGGAAGAGUAUGAGCGGGAAGCCACCAAGAAGGGGGCCAGGUAUGAAGCCAGGAGGCAGCAAGUGUCGGCAGGGCUGGAGGGUGGCUCACAAGGUAUACACAGGGUAGGCCGCGCUGCCCAUCCUGUUGCUGGUCACGUGUACUCCCAUCUCCUCAGGGGCAUGGAGGGGCUAGUGGACCAAGCUCGACAGUGGGAGCAGGCUGGAGAGUACAGCCGUGCAGUCGACUGCUACCUCAAGGUGCGGGACUCAGGCGGCAGCAGCAGCCUGGUGGAAAAGUGCUGGAUGAAGGCAGCUGAACUCGCCAUCAAGUUUCUGCCUCCCCAACGCAGUCUGGAAGUAGUUCGGGCUGUGGGACCCCAGCUGAUUGGAAUUGGAAAGCACAGUGCAGCUGCAGAGCUCUACCUGAACCUGGACCUAGUCAAGGAAGCGAUCAAUGCUUUCAUUGAGGGUGAGGAGUGGAACAAGGCUAAGCGCGUGGCCAAGGAGUUAGAUCCCCGGUAUGAAGACUACGUGGACCAGCAUUAUAAAGAGUUCCUCAAGAACCAGGGCAAAGUGGACUCGCUGGUGGGUGUGGAUGUGGUGGCUGCUUUGGACCUGUAUGUGGAGCAGGGCCAGUGGGACAAGUGCAUUGAAACGGCUACCAAGCAGAACUACAAGAUUCUGCACAAGUAUGUGGCUUUGUAUGCGACUCACCUGAUCCGAGAGGGUGGCUACGGGCAGGCACUAGCCCUGUAUGUGCAGCACGGAGCUCCUGCUAACCCACAGAACUUCAACAUCUACAAAAGGAUCUUCACGGACAUGGUGAGCUCACCUGGGACCAACAGUGCUGAGGCCUAUCACAACUGGGCUGAUCUUCGGGACGUGCUCUUUAACUUGUGUGAAAACCUGGUGAAGUCUAGUGAGGCAAACUCUCCAGCCCAUGAGGAGUUUGAGACGAUGCUGCUGAUUGCUCAUUACUAUGCCACUCGCUCAGCUGCCCAGAGUGUCAAACAGCUGGAAACUGUGGCUGCCCGGCUUUCUGUUUCGCUCUUACGCCACACUCAGCUCCUACCUGCAGACAAGGCCUUCUAUGAAGCAGGCAUUGCUGCCAAGGCAGUUGGCUGGGAGAACAUGGCAUUCAUCUUCCUCAACCGCUUUUUGGAUCUGACUGAUGCAAUCGAAGAAGGGACUCUGGAUGCCCUUGACCACUCUGACUUUCAGGAUACAGACAUUCCCUUUGAGGUGCCACUCCCAGCCAAGCAGCACGUACCGGAGGCUCAGAGGGAAGAGGUUCGAGACUGGGUACUCACAGUCUCAAUGGACCAGCGGCUGGAGCAGGUUUUGCCUCGGGAUGAGCGCGGUGCCUACGAAGCUUCCCUGGUGGCAGCGAGCACUGGAGUUCGGGCACUACCCUGCCUCAUUACAGGAUACCCCAUUCUGAGGAACAAAAUUGAAUUUAAGCGGCCAGGGAAGGCAGCUAACAAGGACAACUGGAAUAAGUUCCUUAUGGCUAUCAAGACUUCCCAUAGUCCAGUGUGCCAGGAUGUGCUGAAAUUCAUUAGUCAGUGGUGUGGAGGGCUACCCAGCACCAGCUUUUCCUUUCAGUAACUGGCAGGGCUCGGGGAAGAACUACUGGAUUCUCUCCCUCAUUAAAGUCUUGUAGGUA